CUCUUCCGCCGACGCAUCACGCACGAUCUGGCACGGCGACCACCGAAAGACUCGACUUGUCACUCCCGCAAACGAACAAAAACUCAUAUGGUCAUCUCAGCCUAUCUUCUAGUGAGGUCCAGACACGAAAGCGGUUCAUUGUAUUAGCAUGGGCAAACUUUUGUGGUCAUCCGGUGUUCGCAGUAUCCGAUUUUGCAAUGUAGUUAUAGCACAUGGUGAAUGUACGCGCACCGCCCGAACGUGGGCUCACUCCCCUCCGUUGCCCGCAACAUGCUUGCUCUAUCAACAUCGUAGAAGGCAUACGCACCACCGAAGCGUACCACCCAUAACUCUUCCCGCCACUCUCCAUUCUUUGAACUCCUGUCUGGCUCAACGAAAGAACAUGUAUUCACGGAUGGUGAGCCAUCGUCAGGCUACAUCUCCCGCGUCUGCCUCCCCCGAUAAACACGAUCCCGAUUACUAUAUCAACAUUGGAACAGCCACUCGCAUCCUGCGAGACGAUCUACCAAGUUUCAUGGAGCAAGGGCUGACCACGUUUGAUAUUUACUCGAAAGAAGUGGCUUUCACGGAGCCUUACCACUUGAAAUUCUGCUGUCGUGGUCGGCGAUGGUACAAGUUUCUUGCUGGCUCCACCCGAACACUAUUGAGGAUGUAUUUUGCCGAGGGUGAAUUGAACAUUAUCAAGAUGCAGCAGAUGCGUGGGCCAGAAAGGGCCGCUGGCGACAAAACCCAGGAUGCUGAACCUGAGCAAUCGGAACUUGAUGGGGACGGAAGUGGAGUGCGAUUAGUUGUGCGAUGGAUAUUCGAAGGCACCCCUCGGCACCAGCUGAUUGCCAAUAACAUGGAUAUCCUGGCCACUCCACGAUCAGUAUAUGAAGGAGUGUUCGUCUAUGUAUUCGAUGAUGAGGGAUUGAUAAAGGAACAUCGACUAGAAGCUAUUCAUCCCUCGCCACCAUUGUUUUCGGGGUAUAGGUGGUGGAAGGGCUACCGUGCGCCAGUAGAACCGAAUCUCAGCAUGAGAGCAGAGGCCGUAAAGAUUCCAGUUCGAGGGCGACGAGUGGAUGAUGAUAAAGGAUAACGAGAGGAGCUGAUGCCAAGUGUUUACAGACCUACUAUAGAUGAAGAGACCUCUACCGAUUAAAUGUGGGCGGUACUACAGGGAUCACAGACAGCCCAGCAACCCUUGCUGUUCUCAUUACAGUCGGUGGACCCGAAGCCCGGUUAUCCGAGAUACAGCGAGUACGUCCUCUAUGCGACUCUGUCAUGCUCAGUAACAUAAAUAUCCCACGUAACGCAUACGUUCUGCCAUAAUAUCAAAUUAUCUAUACAAAAAUGCACCACUAAAUAUAUGUUAUUCUCUCUCCAA
Molecule: messenger RNA, 1366 nt
Organism: Spizellomyces punctatus DAOM BR117
Lineage: Eukaryota; Fungi; Chytridiomycota; Chytridiomycetes; Spizellomycetales; Spizellomycetaceae
Exons: 2
Coding region: 149-1078 (309 amino acids)
Source: RefSeq, a predicted model, not a curated record